Penaeus chinensis is the source of this 721-nucleotide messenger RNA. RefSeq names its product extracellular protease inhibitor 10-like. The record is from RefSeq and is a predicted model, not a curated record. Bases 93 to 584 code for a protein of 163 amino acids. NCBI's taxonomy places the organism in Eukaryota, Metazoa, Arthropoda, Malacostraca, Decapoda, Penaeidae. The transcript has 5 exons. Gene Ontology annotation, molecular function: protein binding.
GGUGAUUUAAAGGUAUGACAGGUAAAUUGUGAACCAGUUACACUAGACGUGGGCAAGUGAGAAGUCGUUAAAGAUCUUGAAACCAAACAAAGAUGGCCAAAAACACGGCACUUUUAACCCUUCUUACGGUGGUCCUUGCAGUUUCUGGAACUCCCUUAGAGAGCUGCCCAAGAUCAUGCUCCCCGGUAUAUGCCCCUGUGUGUGGGACCAACGGGGUAACUUACUCGACCUCAUGCCACAUUGAUAUUGACAGACUCUGCAACGGUGUUAACGUUUACAAGGAGCAUGAUGGACGUUGUGGUUGCAAGCCCGUCGCCUGCCCUGAGAUCUAUGCUCCCGUGUGUGGCAGUGAUGGCAAGGAUUAUGACAACGACUGCUAUUUCCAGAUUGCUGCUUGCAAUAAUCCAGAUAUUACCAAGGUUCGAGACGGUAAAUGCGACUGCACUCCUCUCAUCCGCUGUCCCGAGGACUACAGGCCCGUGUGUGGCAGCAACAAAGCGACCUACAGCAACAACUGCUUCUUCCAGAUAGCGCAGUGCAGGAACCCCGCGCUCGUCAAAGUCUCUGAUACUAGCUGUGUGUAAGGCCCUCAGGCCUCCCUUCUCUGCCUUUCCUCACCCCUUUUUUUCCACCUCCCAUUCCUUACCCUUCCCCUCUUCCUUUCUCUCUCCUAGCCUCUGUGUCUCUUCCUUUCUCUCUCCUAGCCUCUGUGCCUCUUCCU